AUGCAAGCGAUCGAUUCCACUUUGGCUGAAUGUUAUCGAGCUUUGGGACCAAGCCAUGGCUUUAACUAUGCAAUUCUUCGUAUGACACUUAAUAAUGAUGCAAAACAUCCUGUUGAACGGCAUUUGCUAUCACUUCAAUAUCGUUUACAUCUCCAAUUAGCUACCGAUCUUGGAAUUCGGCAUAUUCGUCUAUCAUCGAUUACAAUCGAUAUGAUACGUAAUAGUAGUGACAAUCAAAAUAACGAUGUUUAUGUAACAUUUACACUUUUGGAUAAUCCACCUGUAUCAAAAACUCAUCUUAAAGAACCAUCAUCAUUAGAAUUAAUUAAAACCUUAGCUCUUCAAAUUAAUCGUGGGGAUUUUCGUGUACGAGACGAUGACGGUGGUUAUGAAUUGAAAGCUCGAUCGGAUAGUCUUCAAACAUUGGUUCUUUAUUUGUUACCACAUGAAAAUCAUACGGCAAUACUCUACUCGAAUAUAACACAAACAAUUAUUAAACGACGUACUAUCAUAGUUGAAAAACAUACGGGUUCAUUUAUAGCUGCAUUAACAACAGGUUUUGCACUGCUUGGCAUUGUUAUUGGAUUUGUCAUCGGCUCGUAUUGGAUAGUGAGAAAAUGGGCGCCGACUUUUCAGCAAAGAACUCCAUAA
Messenger RNA from Rotaria sp. Silwood2, 651 nucleotides. The record is from the annotation of a GenBank genome assembly. Lineage: Eukaryota; Metazoa; Rotifera; Eurotatoria; Philodinida; Philodinidae.